CGCCCCGCCCCAUCGCCCGCGCCCAACUGGGUGCGCUCUGCGUCCCCGCCUCCCCCCCAAACUCCCACCCCUUGUGCCCUUAGGGGGACACCCCCACUGGGACUUGAGAGUGGUCAGCCUUGCCCGGGUCGCGCAGAGGCGAAGAGGUGACGGUAAUCGCCUUCCCAUUUCCGCCCGGCAAGCAGCGCUGGGGGGUGAGUGCCAGCAGAGAGGCGCUCGGUCCUCCCUCCACCCGCCCGCUCCGGGGGCCGGGCCUGCCUAGCCGGCGCCUUUUUCCCCCGCACCGCGGCGCCGCUCCGCCACUCGGGCACCUCAGGUAGGGCAGGAGGCUGGAGCGCCUGCUGCCCGCCUGCCCAUAAGAUGGUCACCUCGGCUGGACAGCUCGCCCUGCUCGCGCUGGGUAUCGUGCUGGCCGUGUGCCAAGCCCUGGAGAACAGCACGUCCCCUCUGAGUGACCCACCUGUGGCCGCAGCAGUGCUGUCUCAUUUUAAUGAGUGCCCAGAUUCCCACACUCAGUUCUGCUUCCAUGGAACCUGCAGGUUUGUGGUGCAGGAGGACAAGCCAGCAUGUGUCUGUCAUUCCGGAUAUAUUGGUGCACGUUGUGAGCAUGCAGACCUCCUGGCCGUGGUGGCCGCCAGCCAGAAGAAGCAGGCCAUCACCGCCUUGGUGGUGGUGUCCCUCGUGGCCUUGGCCAUCCUCAUCAUCACGUGUGUGCUGAUACACUGCUGCCAGGUCCGAAAACACUGUGAGUGGUGUCGGGCUCUGGUCUGCCGGCAUGAGAAGCCCAGUGCCCUCCUGAAGGGAAGGACUGCUUGCUGCCACUCCGAGACAGUGGUCUGAAAAGCUCGGAGGAGGGAUUCGGCUGAGUGGGUUGCAGCAGCCCGUGAGGAAAGACCUGUCGUGGACAGCACCACGAGGGAUGCCGGGGACGUGCCAGCAGGCCUUUCCUGUGUUGCCUGCAAUCACCCGCACAGCCUUCUUGUCUUUUGUGGGCCUUCAAAACUGUCAAGAACUCUCGUCUGCUUGGGGUUAUUCGGUGCGACCUAAAGAAGAAAUCAGUGGACCACAAUUUAAGGACUGGUCAGACAAGAACCGCAAUGGGGUGGGCUCCUGUCUGCCUACGUACGAAAGGUCUGUGUGUCAGUGGGUGUCUGAGUCCAGGCGUGUGCUGUCAGCUGUGGAUCCAGGCUGCCCUUCGUUCUAAUGGGCCCACCUCCCCACUACAGACUCCUGCCUAACACCAGGGAGCCCUAUCGUUGUUGCAGUUUUCUCUCAUCUGCUUAUUGGGGAAGAAGUGGGAAAAGAAAUGGAAUGGAAUGAAAACUGAAUUGUGGAAUAAAAACACUGAAUUGAAGAGGAGCUGCACCCUCUGACCACGAGACCCUUGACCAGCCCAACAUCUUCCACAGACACACAAUGUUGAAGACCUUCCCAAGCUGUCGCCACCCUUGGAAAUAAUUUCUUAUUUAUUAGAUGAAUAAUGGAUUUAUUUUUAAUCUCUUAGUCAGUGUAAAAAGCAUAAGCCCCUUCAGACUUCUGUAUUAGUGAUAUAUGUAUUGCUGGCUCAAAAGUUAUACUAAUUAGAAAUGGUGGCUUAGGCAUGGGGAAAGCCUCCUGGGGGUGCAAAGACGUAACCAGAGGGGGGUUGCUGAUAGGAGCAAAACGGGUUCAGAGUUCGUGCCACGUAAGACACAAAGCAGGUAAAUACGCUGGAUACGUUCUAGGAGAAAGGGUAGCAAAUGUGGCAGCAGGGGUCUGUCCCCUCUGUUGGGGGAGAGAGGAAGGGAGUGCCUCUGUGUGUGGCUACACAGAAUUUGCACAAUACAUACGACACUGCUCAGCGAUGAAACAGAUGAACUCCCCUGUGAGCCCUCCAAGAGUGUGUCCAGAAUCAGAGCAUUCGCAGUGAACCGUGGGCAUUGUAGGCCCAGUCCAUGAAAUCAAGGCCAGUCUUUAUUCCUCGUGUUGUCGCUUGGUUGGUUUAUUGCUUUGUUUUCCAAAGGAAAAAUGAACUUUCCUAUUUAUUUUCAAACAUUAGGAGAAAUAGUUUAGUGACUUUUUUUUUUUUUUCCUUUUCCAAUGAGGAUGAUGGUGUUAACAAAACCUCUUAACAAGCCACCUUCACCGUAUGUGUCUGUCUCACUUUGCCCCAGAAGGAGAGACUGGUUUAAGCAUCUGGGAAUGUUCUGACCCACUGGGUCUGCCUGACCCACCUACCCGAAGCAGUGGUACCUUCAGGUCUACAGCAGACAGCUCCUCCCAAGGAAUUUUCAUUAAAAUUUGGAAACAGAACAACAAUGAAAUAAUAUAUAAACCCCUUCUGUGAGGAAAGUAUUUACCAAUAUUUAAAAAGUGAAAGAUUUCCAUCUAUUAACCCUUCAGUGCAUCUAACUUAUCAUAUCAGGAAAGGGGCAUUUAAAAUAUGAAGUGGGCUGGAAAAAAUGUAAAAAUAAAUAAGUAAAUGGAAAAAAAAAAAACUUAAAAAAAAUUUUUUAAAGAGAAAAUGUCCUCCCCCUAAUUCUUCUUCCCUGACCUGUUUCUAUGGAUUGGCUUUUGACUUUUUUUUACACUUGAGGUAAUUAUCUGGCCCGUGUCUUCACUUCAACACUCAUUUAAUAAUCCACACCUGAAGCACUGAAGACAGAAACAGGAUCUGUUGACAAUUGGUCCCGAAACAAUGUAGUUGCCACAGGUCCAGGAUUUUAAUUUAAUUUAAUUUAGAUUUAAUUAAAGAAAAUAGGUUCAGGUCACACUCCUUGGGCCAGUCCUACAGCAGCAUAAAUGUAAACUAAAGCUUGAGUGUCACUUUCUGCUCAGAGGCCAAAGGACACUGGUUUUUAAACCCCAGUUUCCACUCACUAGACCCUCCUAAAAGUCUGAGAUUUGGAUCUAGAGAGACUAAUGCAAGUGGAUUAGUGUCACUUGUCUUUAACUUGAGUUGACAUUUUUUACUUUACGACAAUCUUUCUCAGCCUGUUAGAGACUCUAGGUCUGGUUGCCUUUAAAGAUGUGAUGUGAAAGUAGGUCUUGGGGUUCUCUCUGCCCAAUAGAUAGAAAGAUCCAUGUCCAGCCUAAAGACAGCAUCAAUAAUUGACACUGAUGAGACUUGGCAGUGUGUGAGAAGAUGAGGAUGGACAGAGAGUGGAAGCAGAGAUUCCCUAGAAGGACUUUAGAUAGACUGAGAGUCUGUGGAUGCUCUGAUUCCCAGGUCUAGCCAGUCAGAGCUGCUGAAACCCCCUUCUCUGUGUCUGGACACCCACACAGCCAAUGAGCUUGAAUGUAUGCCUCCCUAGAAGUGCCUUCCAAGUCAGUCCUUUGUAAACCAGCAGGUCUGAAAAGAUUGGAAGCAGAGGCUGGGCAAGGCAGGCCCGGUUGAACUAGUGUCCAUGCCCUAGGAUAUGGUAACCUUGCUUCUUUGGUGAUUUCUCUUUCAGAAGCCCAAUGACCAAUAAGCAUUGGAUUCCUCUACCAUUUCACAGCACAAGUAGUUCUUUGGUUCGCUAUAAAAAUACCCUCUUUUCAGUUUAAAAAUGCAUCUUCUAAUUCAUCUCUGCAAGCUCCCUGUGUUUCCCUGCCCUGUAAGAGUCGAGUGUUCAUUCCCAUUAGGGAAUCAUCCCUAAUGCAGGCCUGACCUGCGAAGCAGCCACAGCCUGGCAGUGGGGAACAUGGCUGUUCCCAGUGACUCAGGAGACCAUGAAAGCCCCCAUGAAAAACAACACAGUUUUUAAAAUGCCUUCAGAUGUUUUAUGGAGCCUGAAUUUCCCCACUGCUCUCCAGCCUGUGGCUUUUUUAAGCGUACUGGCAGGAAAUGUUUUCUUCUACAUGGAAAGCUAUACAGCAGCCAGCCCUGAUCUGGAAGACGGAGCCACAUGUGGACACACACAGAACCACACAAGGGAUGAGUUUGGCUUUGUGUCCCAGCAGAGCAAGUAGGUUGAAUGACCCUGAGUCCUUUCUCCUGAGAAAGGAGAAGGAGGUGGGCUGGACACUCACUUCUUCAUAUUGGUCAGGGAGGAGAAUGUGUGGUCCUGGAGCUUCUUGAGAGAUUGUCCUUUGUGGGUGUACAAAACUGCCUGACAUCUUCAAGUCAGGUCUUUCAGGCCACUGAUUGCCUUUCCAGGCAAUAUGACAAAGAUGGACCAACAAGGCUCUAACACUUCUCAGGAGACCCUACUCCCAAUAGGUUCUGGGCUUUGAUCUCUCCCAACCUACCCAGCCAAGAAGAGUAGAAUGAUUCCGAAGUACAGAGGCCACAGAUGGCAUAGUAGUUGAGGUGCUGGACUCCCACAUGGCCUGACCAUGGUUCAAGUCCUGGACCUGGCAGUUUAAACAUCACAACAAACAAGUAGAUAAAUAAAUGUUAAAAAAUAAUAAUAAUACAAUUAAAAAGUCCAGGGUCAAGGAGACAUUACAGAAACAAGACAAACACACAUGUUUGUAGUGUUCUAACAUAAGACCUAUUAGUCUCUCUAGCCUUUGAUUUGAUCAGGCAUUCUGAAAGAUCUAAUGGUAUACUCAAAUGCACUCACACACAACAGACACACACAGAACCAUAAAGCAACCCCUCUUCCUAGUGUAAUAACUUAUAAAUGUUCAUUAUCUUUAUUAUAACAAACCUGAUGCUUUUUUUAGAACCCGUUACUCUGACUUCUGUAUAUGUUGCACUGAAAAGGUUAAUAUUUAAUGUUUUAAUUUA
Molecule: messenger RNA, 4696 nt
Organism: Tupaia belangeri chinensis (Chinese tree shrew)
Lineage: Eukaryota; Metazoa; Chordata; Mammalia; Scandentia; Tupaiidae
Gene: TGFA
Product: transforming growth factor alpha
Exons: 6
Coding region: 361-840 (159 amino acids)
Biological process (GO): positive regulation of mitotic nuclear division; positive regulation of cell population proliferation; epidermal growth factor receptor signaling pathway
Molecular function (GO): growth factor activity; epidermal growth factor receptor binding
Source: RefSeq, a predicted model, not a curated record